CCCGGCCAGCCUGUAGCGGAUGAUGCGGGGCAGCACCGGGGCUCCAGGCAGCCCAUCAGCUCUGCGGACCCCGGCUCUGACACACAGCUUCGCCUCCUCAGCUCUCCAAAGCAUGCCAUCUGAGCGAUAGGCUGCUUCUGUACGGGAGAAGUCUUGUUUCUACCGCCGACAUGAAUGAGAUCAAGGUUGCUGUGCUGGGCAGUGAAGGGGUCGGGAAAUCAGCUCUCAUCGUCCGGUUCCUCACCAGACGAUUUAUUGGGGAGUACGCCUCAUCUUCAGAGUGCAUAUACAGAAAGCGUCUAUCAGUGGAUGGGAAACCGAUCAAUCUCCAGCUCUAUGACCCCUGCUCUCAGGCAUAUGAGGGAAGGUCUACUGUAAACGAGCAGAUCCAAUGGGCUCAUGGUUUCAUCGUGGUCUACGAUAUCAGCGACCGCUCCUCCUUCCUCACCGCCAAAGCCAUAGUACACCUCAUCAGAGAGCUAGGCCUGGGAACUGGCAAAAGGAACGUGGACUCGCUCAUAUUUCUGGUGGGCAACAAGCAGGACCUGUGCCACAUGAGAGAGGUGCGGCGUGAGGAAGCUCAGUGUCUCGCUGCCGAGUGUCGCUGCCAGUUCUACGAGCUGUCAGCCGCUGAGCACCACCAGGAAGUGGCGCUCAUAUUCUUCAAGAUGGUGCAAAAUGCUAAUGUGGGCAGCAAGGCUAAGGAGCGCAGGAGACGCCCCAGCGGCUCCAUGGCCAAACUCAUCAACAACGUCUUCGGAAAGAGGAGGAAAUCAGUGUGACGGGGCAAAUACAUGGACAGCUGUCAGUCAAGGCUGGAUCAGUGGCUUGGCUUUGUGUUUCCAAUUGUGUUGGGUGAGAUGUUAAUCAAACUGAUGUCUAUAAGUGUUAUUGUGAGUAGAAGACAUCAUGCUCAGUGAGUCUGCUUGCUGUUAAACUCAACUGAUUCAUGAUUUUGCGAUUUCCUUUCCUGUAGUAUGUUAUAUAGGUUUCUGUGCAUGUCAAUUCUCCAAUACAUUGUAUGUGAAAGCCGGCAAGCUAACCAAUCAAAGCAGACUGGAUCUAACCUUAGGAAAUGUUUGAAGUUGUUGACUUUUAAUCAAAGACAAACAAAUUACUUCAAAACUGUGCUGUACUACUUCACAGCCAGCACUCCAAAAUAUGAUGUUCCAAUACAACAGUGGUCAUUUGUCCAUUAGAGCCUUUUCUGCUUUUUUGACAGACCUUUAGAACAACCUGCGAUUUGUGACCAAAAGCAGCCGUAAACUCACGUAAUCUGGGUUUACUUAAUCUGGUUAACUUUGCUGAGAAAAACAUCCAGGUCAGAUAAAUGUAUGUUCCAGAUUUGAGGUUGCGCUGGGUUUCAUUCACCAGAUAACUUGGUGAACCUGAUAGCUGGAACAGGCCCCGGGUCAUGAAGGACCCUCAAUGAAAAUGUGUUAAAGUGCCUGAGAGAGAGAAGGCAAACCACUAUUACAGAGAGGCAGGUACCAGUCAAUACAAGAACUACAGAAAACUGAUGUCUAUAUGGCACUCCAUUCAUGCAAGCACUUCUAUUGUGUUUCUGGAAAAGACAAUUGAAUGCUAUUUUCUUUCCUAAGCAGGACAAUUCUACACAGCCAAUGGUUGAGGCUCAUUUCAACCAAAUAAUAAAAGCAAACAAACAUAUGUUUUCAUUUAUCUCCAGUGUUAUUUUUGGGUUUUAUAUGUCCAGAUUUUCAUGUAUUAUAUGCCUUUAGGGAUUACUAAACACCUUUUUUGGAACACAAUGGAGGUCAAUGUAGCUCACUGUGAAUUUUUUUUGGUAAGAAUUAGCACAUUUUGCAGGUUUACUAAACUGCAGGACCGUCAGUAUCAUUAUUUCCCACUGGAGACUAAAACAGAAUUACUCCUUUUUAAAGAGUCCUGAAAUCCACAUUGGUAUCCUUCUCCAAAUACUUUAAGGGUGAAUAAAUAAACUAAAAGAAAAUCAUUUGCAGAAGUUAAUUAUAAGAUGUACUUUAUCGGUAAUCCAGUGACUUAAAAUACAUUUACAUUUCUGCACAUAAUGUCCACUAAUCGUUUGCAUUCAUUCUCAUGGGUCUGUGCUUCAAGAUUAAACGUUUGUCGAAUUGAUAAAAUCGUCAGAGAAAAAAACAUUGACUAUGAGCCACAAAUGAAUGAAUGUCUAAAUCCUCUGUUGAACUUAAGAAGUAUUAAAUGUUAUUUAUCCAUUUACAAUAACUAGGUUUUAGAAGCUGCA
Molecule: messenger RNA, 2242 nt
Organism: Gymnodraco acuticeps
Lineage: Eukaryota; Metazoa; Chordata; Actinopteri; Perciformes; Bathydraconidae
Gene: rergla
Product: RERG/RAS-like a
Exons: 5
Coding region: 171-782 (203 amino acids)
Molecular function (GO): GTPase activity; GTP binding
Source: RefSeq, a predicted model, not a curated record